Exophiala oligosperma is the source of this 438-nucleotide messenger RNA. RefSeq lists its product as uncharacterized. The transcript has a single exon. Bases 1 to 438 code for a protein of 145 amino acids. NCBI's taxonomy places the organism in Eukaryota, Fungi, Ascomycota, Eurotiomycetes, Chaetothyriales, Herpotrichiellaceae. The record is from RefSeq and is a predicted model, not a curated record.
AUGGUCUACGGUCCGGUAGUUCAUCAUAUCAAUGACCUUGAUGGACUGAAUACUUCCAACGAGCGCAUUAGGGACAUUGCCUUUGGUAAAGCAAAGCAUGGCUGCCCAUUGACUGGAGUAUUCCUAUGGGUGGACGUUCGUGAUCUGGCAUUGGCGCACGUUCUGGCAAUGGAGAAACCAGAGGCAGCUGGCCAGCGGUUCUUGGUUUCUCCAGGACACUAUUCCAACAAGGACAUUGUGAAAGGUAUCUGGGAAGCAUUCCCUGAACUCCGGGAAGGUUUGCCGAUGGGAGACGCAUUGACACCUGGUGCGUUUCCGCCCGAGGGAUGGUAUGGAUAUGAUAGUACCAAGUCCAAGAAGGUUUUGGGCGUCACCUAUCGACCAUUGAAGGAGUGCAUUAUCGACACGGUGAACAGUCUUAAGACAUUUGUCAAAUAA